AUGGUUCCCAAUGAAGCCCUUCAGUACCAAGGAAUAGUCCGUCUUCUUCUGCAUUUUGGGUGGAAAUGGGUGGGAUUGGUAGCCACUGAUAAUGACAGUGGAGAAUAUUUCUUCAGGAUUUUGGAGCCCAUGCUUUUCCAAGAUAGAACCUGUUCAUCCUUCACAGAGAGACUGCAACCGAACGUCCGACUGUACAACCCACAUGACAUGUUUGAGGACAUUGUCAAUUUUAUGAUAGUUUUUAAUGACAUCAGAGUCAAUGUGAUUGUUAUGUAUGGUGACAGUGUGACCAUGAGGUAUUUGGCCUCCGUUUUAUGGAUGAGAAUUUUGAUGAAUUCUGAAGAGGAUCCUGAGAAUACUGAGAAAAAACCGACUGAAAAAGUGUGGGUUACAACAGCUCAAAUCGAUUUCACAUUCAAUACCUUUGAAAAGGUAGUUGAUAUACAAAAAUUUCAUGGUGCUCUGUCCUUCACAAUUCACUCAAAUCAGGUUCAUGGCUUCUCGGAAUUUCUCCAGACUAUCAAACCUUCUCUGGCAAAUGGAGACGGUUUUAUCAAUAAUUUCUGGGAAAAUGCAUUUGAUUGUUAUCUUUCAGACGUCGAUGCCUCGUGUACCAAAGAGGAGAGACUGGAGACCCUUCCUGGGCCUUUCUUUGAAAUGAGCAUGACUGGCCAUAGCUAUAGUAUCUACAAUGCAGUCUAUGCCGUGGCACAUGCUGUGCAUGCUAGGUACUCAUCUAGAACAAGCCACAGAGCAGCAGAAGAUGAAGGCAGAUGGUCACUUCUAAAUGUGGAAGCCUGGCAGCUCCACUCAUUUCUUCAGACGAUCUCGUUCAACAACAGUGCUGGAGAGGAAAUCACAUUGAAUGAACAUGGAGAAUUAGCAUCUGUCUUUGAUGUUACAAGCUUGGUCACUUUCCCAAAUAACUCCUAUGUCAGAGUGAAAGUUGGAAAGCUGGAUCCUGAAGCUCCUCCAGGAAAAGAAUUAACUAUUGAGGAAGAGAGAAUCCACUGGCCCAAAAAUAUGACUCCGGUGCCCCCCAUUUCUCUGUGUAAUGACCACUGUCGUCCUGGUUAUCAGAAGAUCAAGAAGGAAGAUGAGCCCUUUUGCUGCUACGAUUGUAUUCCAUGCGAAGGAGGGAAGAUUUCAAAUGUGAAAGACAUGGAUGACUGUGUCAAGUGCCCAGAAGAUAAAUAUCCAAACAAGGAUAAUAGUGGAUGCAUCCCCAAAAUAAUAACCUUUCUGUCUUAUGAAGAACCUUUGGGUAUCAGUUUGACUUUGUUUGCUGUCUCUUGCUCCUUGAUAACAUCUUCAGUGCUACAAAUUUUCAUCAAGCACAAAGACACCCCCAUAGUCAAAGCCAACAACCGAAGCCUCAGCUACACCCUCCUCGUCUCCCUCCUGCUCUGCUUCCUCUGUUCAUUUCUUUUCCUCGGCCAACCCAGCAAAGUGACCUGCCUCCUGCGACAAGCAUCGUUCGGCAUCGUCUUCUCAAUGGCGGUUUCUUGCAUAUUGGCAAAAACCAUCAUGGUGGUUCUGGCGUUCUUGGCCACCAAGCCAGGUUCCAGGAUGAGCAAAUGGGUUGGGAAAAGAUUGGCAACCUCCAUUGUCCUUUCCUGCUCCUUUUCUCAAGCAGGCAUUGCUUUAAUUUGGCUAGGAUUCUCACCCCCAUUUCCAGAUUUUAACAGGCACUCGUUAGUAGGAGAGAUCAUACUGGAAUGUAAUGAAGGGUCAGUCACCAUGUUCUACUGUGUCUUGGGCUUUAUGGGUUUCUUGGCCAUUGUCUGCUUCAUGGUGGCUUUCCUAGCCAGGAAUUUGCCUGACACUUUUAAUGAAGCCAAGUUUAUCACCUUCAGCAUGUUGGUCUUCUGCAGUGUUUGGCUGUCCUUUGUCCCAACCUAUUUGAGCACCAAGGGGAAAUACAUGGUGGCUGUAGAAGUCUUCUCCAUCUUGUCCUCCAGUGCUGGGUUGUUAAGUUGUAUCUUUUCCCCCAAAUGCUAUGUUAUUUUGUUGGCACCUGAGCUGAACAACAAAGAGCAGCUGAUGAGAAGAAAGAAAGAGAGAAUCUAA
Molecule: messenger RNA, 2070 nt
Organism: Elgaria multicarinata webbii
Lineage: Eukaryota; Metazoa; Chordata; Lepidosauria; Squamata; Anguidae
Product: vomeronasal type-2 receptor 26-like
Exons: 4
Coding region: 1-2070 (689 amino acids)
Biological process (GO): G protein-coupled receptor signaling pathway
Cellular component (GO): plasma membrane
Molecular function (GO): G protein-coupled receptor activity
Source: RefSeq, a predicted model, not a curated record